Molecule: messenger RNA, 1584 nt
Organism: Saccostrea echinata
Lineage: Eukaryota; Metazoa; Mollusca; Bivalvia; Ostreida; Ostreidae
Exons: 2
Coding region: 28-1542 (504 amino acids)
Biological process (GO): positive regulation of DNA-templated transcription
Cellular component (GO): chromatin; nucleoplasm
Molecular function (GO): ubiquitin-protein transferase activity; protein binding; zinc ion binding
Source: RefSeq, a predicted model, not a curated record
GGCAUCAAAUUUCCCUCCAACAAGAACAUGGCUGCAGUGAUGGAGAGUAAUAUUGGAGGGAAAUGUAAGAAACACACAGAGACAAUCCAGGGCUUGUGUGACACUUGUGAUGAGGUGGUGUGUGUCAAGUGUAUGAUGGGUCACCAUAAUGGACACACAUUUACCGACCUAGAAGCCAAGGUAGAGGAGAAAAGGGGUUCCCUACAGGACCACAUGCUGGAGAUGAAGAAGAGAAUCCCUGUGUUACAACAGAGGGUGGCUGAACUAUCCAUACAAGAUGAUAAGAACCAGAGAGAUACAGAGGCUGUCAUAGCCAGCAUCACACAAAAAGGUGAAAACAUCCGCAGCAAACUAGAUAACAUAAUCUCAAGCCUCAUAGCUAAUGCAGAAAACCAGCGAAAAGACACAGCGAGACAACUCAGUGGUACACAAGAAGUAACAGAAGACCUCAUAGCAAAAGGGAACUCAUUUCUCGAGAGCGUUGAGAACAGGCUCAAGCACAGUUCUCACCUCGAGAUCAUUCAGUUAGAAAAAGAAUGUGCUAAGCUUUUAAUGAAAAUGUCCGAGGAUCACCUGAUUUUCCACGUGGCAACUCCACGAUUUGUUGGCGGGGAGGAGAGUGUUGAGAAAUUGCAAUCAAUGGUGGGAGACUUCUAUUCGGACCUUGCAUCUUCACUCAAACUCAUGAGUUACGUCAGAAUUGACUCAACACUGACACCUUGUGAAUCUGAUAUUUUCAUCUCCAAAAUCUGCCAAGUCGGCAACACAGAAGCCUGGGUAAAAGGUUUUAGAGAGGAUGAACUCAAAAUGUACAACAAACAAGGGAAACUGCUAAAGACACUGCCUUUGAAACCAACAUGCCAUGAUUUUGCCACAACCAAAAGUGGCUUGUUAAUGACAGUUGACCCCAAAAUGCGCUGUGUUCAAAACUUAAGCUCGGAGGGAGAAUCUACAACACUGAUAGACUUUCCAGAAGGUUUGUUGCCUAUCAGUAUAUAUGUGAACAGAACAAGUGGAAACUUCCUUGUUGGAUUGGUAGACAGUUUAAAAUACUCCAUUGCCUCUGCUCAAAACACACGACUCCUGAAAAGAUUCUCUUUUGAUGGACAGGAACUACAGACAAUACAGUACCAGAUCAAAAAGUCUUUCUUUGGUCGGCAGACAUCAUCCAAUAUUUUCAGCUACCCCUAUCGUAUAGCUGAAAACGAACAAACAGGAGACAUCGCAGUCAUUAACUGGACAGGGGAUUUCACUGGCGAGCUUGUGGUCCUCAGUAAAGAUGGAGAGGUGAUCUUUAGACAUUCACAGACAGAAGAUGAAGACACCUUUAGUCCCUGGGAUGUGGCCUUUGAUGUCCUAGGAAAUAUUGUCGUGAGUGACCGAUACGGCAGGAACAUUCAAAUGUUUAAGAUAUCGGGAAAGGCCAAAUGUAUCCUUCACAAGUGCAGUUACACACCCCAUGCUAUUGAAGCUUUCCCUGAUGGCAAGUUGUGGAUAGGGCAUUCUAAUGGGAAAAUCAGCAUUAUCCAGUAUAUGGAAUAGCAAAAUCAUUGUUAUCCAGUAUAUGGAAUAGCAAAAUCAUUG